Messenger RNA from Myxozyma melibiosi, 1351 nucleotides. Its product is annotated as casein kinase II subunit alpha. The record is from RefSeq and is a predicted model, not a curated record. Gene Ontology annotation, cellular component: nucleus; protein kinase CK2 complex; cytosol. The coding region runs from base 242 to 1267 and encodes 341 amino acids. The transcript has 4 exons. Gene Ontology annotation, biological process: DNA damage response; regulation of transcription by RNA polymerase III; peptidyl-serine phosphorylation. Gene Ontology annotation, molecular function: ATP binding; protein serine/threonine kinase activity. NCBI's taxonomy places the organism in Eukaryota, Fungi, Ascomycota, Lipomycetes, Lipomycetales, Lipomycetaceae.
CGAACAGCGAGGUUUUUACUGAUCAACAACAACUUGCUUUCCAGUUGAAUCAGCGCCGUCGGUUCUGAUAGUUGACUGAGAUUGUCUGAUUUGUUCUGAACAGAGAGUAGUAUCCUCCAGUAAACUGCAGGUUAAGUGCGCUAGACAGAAAUAAACCGACAGCUGGUGGUCUACUACGGCUCCGCGAGCAAAUACCUCGAGAACGGAAAAAAAACGGAAAAGAGACGACGAGGAGCCAACGAUGGCGGUGGCGCAUCCUGUGUCGAUAGCGCGGACAUAUGCGUAUGCGAAUGCGCAGAUGCCUGCCUCGUAUUCUGAUUAUGAAUCGCUUCAUGUUUCCUGGGGUGACAUUGAGAAUUACGAGAUUGUGAGAAAGGUUGGUAGGGGAAAGUACUCGGAGGUGUUUGAGGGCGUGAACUUGAAUGGCAAUGAUAAAUGUAUCAUCAAAGUGCUCAAGCCGGUGAAGAAGAAAAAGAUCAAGCGCGAGGUGAAGAUUUUGCAGAAUCUUUCGGGUGGAACGAAUGUGAUUAAGCUGUUUGACAUCGUGCGCGAUGCACAUAGCCGGACACCGUCGCUUGUGUUUGAAUAUGUCAAUAACGUUGACUUUCGGCUUUUGUAUUCAAAGUUUACUGAUUACGAUAUUCGGUACUACAUUUACGAGCUGCUCAAGGCCCUGGACUUUUGCCAUUCGAAGGGUAUUAUGCAUCGGGAUGUGAAACCUCACAAUGUGAUGAUUGAUCAUGAGAAGAAGCAGCUGCGUCUUAUCGACUGGGGUCUUGCAGAGUUUUACCAUGCGGGGCAGGAGUAUAACGUGCGAGUGGCAUCGCGGUACUACAAGGGCCCCGAGUUGCUGGUUGACUUUCGGGAGUACGACUAUUCGCUGGAUAUGUGGUCUUUGGGGGCGAUGUAUGCGGCUAUGAUAUUCAAGAAGGACCCCUUUUUCCACGGCAGUUCAAACACAGAUCAGCUGGUGAAGAUUGCGCGGGUGCUGGGGACGGAUUCGUUGAACGAGUAUCUGGAGAAGUAUGAUAUUGAGCUAGAUGCUCAGUAUGAUAAGAUGAUUGGGCGAUUCCCGAGACGACCAUGGCAGCGGUUUGUGACUUCGGAGAAUCAAAAGUACAUCAGUCCGGAGGCAUUGGAUUUUCUGGACCAUUUGCUGCGAUAUGAUCAUCAGGAGCGGUUGACGGCGAAGGAGGCGAUGGCACAUGACUACUUUGCGCCUGUGAGGAAUAACGGGGAGAAGAGCGUGGAAGAGGCGGGAGCGUGAUGCUUAUUCUUAAUCAACGAUAGCGAUAGUAAUAUCAGAAUAGUUUUAUUAGGAAUAGUAAUAGUAAAGCAUCUAAAUCAAGAA